Oryzias latipes (Japanese medaka) is the source of this 1693-nucleotide messenger RNA. Its product is annotated as CD82 antigen. Gene Ontology annotation, cellular component: plasma membrane. Lineage: Eukaryota; Metazoa; Chordata; Actinopteri; Beloniformes; Adrianichthyidae. The record is from RefSeq and is a predicted model, not a curated record.
GGUUGGUUUUGGGGGCGGGGUCCCUGUCACCGCCGCGCGGGGGCACUGCCCGCGCGCCUCCCCCUCCUCGUGCGAAGCUACCUCGUCGCCGCUCUUCCGUCUAGUCAGUCGGCUCUCAGACACGCAGUGCUCCGUUUUCACCGCCGCUCGAGUCUCCUCUCACCUGUAAACAGAUCCGUCAGCAUGGGGACCGGGUGCAUGACAGCCAGCAAGUACUUCCUGUUCCUCCUCAACCUCAUCUUCUUUCUUUUGGGAGGCGUUAUCUUGGGUUUUGGACUUUGGCUCCUCCUGGACAAUCAAAGCUUCAUCGUCAUCAUCAAUAACUCAACAGACGUGAAAGUGGCGUGCUAUGUCCUCAUCAGCGUCGGAGCUUUCUCCAUGCUCCUUGGUUUAUUUGGCUGCCUUGGGGCCAUUUUCCAGAUCAAGUGCCUGCUAGGAUUGUAUUUUACCUGCCUCCUGGUGAUCCUUGUUGCUCAGAUUGCAGCCGGCGUUCUCGUGUACCUGCAGAAGGAGAAGGUGAAUGAGCAGAUGUCCAAGAUUGUCGACAAGGUGCUGGGCAGCUAUGCAGGAAACAGCUCCAGGACUGAGCAGGCCUGGGACUUAAUCCAGAAGAAGAUGCAGUGUUGUGGCUGGAUGGGGCAGGAGGACUGGAACAAUAAUGCCGUCAUCCUCAACAGCUCCCAGUUGCUGUUUCCCUGCUCCUGCCAGAACCUCACCCUGACCGUUCAGAACAGAUCUGACAGCGGCUUCUGCGAGGCGCAGACGCCCGACUGGCCUGUCUACAAUGUGGGAUGUUCUGCCAGCGUGGAGAACUGGCUCAUCACCAACAUCGGGGUUGUCCUGGGGAUCUGUCUGACAGUGGCUUUGAUUGAGCUGCUGGGGAUGAUUCUGUCCAUCUGCUUGUGCAGAAACGUCGGCACUGAUUACAGCAAAGUGCCCAGAUUCUGAGGUCACCUCCUGAAACCCUGGAGAAGCUUCAAGUGGAAUUCUUCCUGCCAAAAAUGUCCAAAUGUAAAAUAAAUGUUUUUUGGUUGUUGUUGUUUUGUUUUUUCUUGUUAAGCCUGGUAAGUGUGGACCAGAGUUAUGUUGAGUGACGCCUGCCGGAGGGACUACUGUCUGCGACGUCUGCUUUUAGUCUCCCAUUAAAGUCUGAAACAUUAUUUUGGUCUGUGAAGAUAGAAAAAUGUCUGAGACUCCAGCUGAAAAACUUCAGCUGUUGGAGUUAUUUUAAGUUUUUUUACUUUUCUAUACCACUUUCUGCCAGACACUUGUAUUUCUUUGUAUAUAAUUUAAAUGAUUAUUUGUAUGAACCUGAUUCAGUCUUCUAGCUCUCUUAUUGGCUGCUGGAUUCUCCUUGAAUUUCAGUCACAUAUUUAUAAAUGUCCAAUCAAAGAUGCUAAACUUUAGUGAAACCAGCUGAUGGACAUUGUUUGAACUCAUUUUUGAUGAGACGGCCUUCUUUUAACCAGGCUCAAACCACGCUUAUGCUGACGUUUUUAAAUGAAUUGUGGGUAAGUUGAGUUUAUUUUUGAGCUGAUGCCUUUUUUUACUACAUUCCAUGAUGUCUUCAUGUACAGGCUGCAUGGAAACAUCCAUUAACCUGAUAAUAACCAGCUGAGAUCUGUGCUGUUGUGAAAACCUGAUCUUUCAUGUAAACUUACAUUCUGUGGCCAUUAAACGGGUUUAAACCAUC